Messenger RNA from Pseudocercospora fijiensis CIRAD86, 2013 nucleotides. RefSeq lists its product as uncharacterized. The record is from RefSeq and is a predicted model, not a curated record. The transcript is spliced from 17 exons. Bases 1 to 2013 code for a protein of 670 amino acids. Lineage: Eukaryota; Fungi; Ascomycota; Dothideomycetes; Mycosphaerellales; Mycosphaerellaceae.
AUGCACCGGAAGUGGACCACAAUAACGGAGAGGCAGGAGAAGAGACUAAUAAUCAUGACCAUGCCAUUAUGUCUGCUGGGCCUGCCCCUCAGAUCUAUGAAAUCAUCAAGCAGUGUCGAAAUCAUCAAGCAGCACAAUUAUCAAUCGAGCAGGAUCACUAGCAUCAAGCAGGAUCAACAGGGUCAUACUCAUCAAUCAGGCAGGAUCACGACCAUUGAGCAGGAUCAUAACCUUCAAGCACUCAUAAUUAUGAAGUUGGUCAGCAACGACCCAACCAAGAUCGAUCCUGAGACUCCAGCGGCUGCAAGACACGACAGAGGCAUCACCAAUCUUGCGAAUCGCAGAUGUCACGACACUGUCUCGAGUCCUGCCGCCCUUGGAGGCUUUCCUAUCGACAAUCUCAAACGACUGCUUUUGACUCUCUAUACGUGCGUGUGUCGGCCUCCUCUCUACGAAGCCUGUACCAACCUCGCUCACACUACUCUACCGGACUGGAUUGAAGGUAAAGUCUACAAGGCGCUACAGAUUUUCAUGCUCCCGGCCCAAUGCAGUCUGUGUCGGGAGUCCAUUCCCGCCGCUAGAUUGGAGUGCAGCAUCAGGAAGAACGUGCAGCAAAUACUUCCGCGGCCCGUGAUCAAACGAUCUCGAUUGGCAAUCUCCAUGACUCCUAAGAAUUGCCGCAUCGGCCCAAAUGCAUCGUCUCACAUCACGCUACAUUUGAUGAGAGUGCGUGGGCCUGUACCAACGCACAAGGGCGAACGAUGGACGCAGAAGUUCCAGCUUGCGUCACCUUUCGCGAGGCUAGGAAAGUACCACCCGGAGACAUUUCAUCCACCAAGCAGGCCUUCUAGACUGUGGAGUGCGAGACGAGCUAGAGGUGUAGGUGUCAAUUACGUCAAAGAUGAAAAGAUGGCGCUGGAGGUGUUGUUGGUAGAGAUGGUUGGUGAUCGGAAAGCCAGCGAGCUGUGCGCCUAUAUCAUUGAUAGGUGUCACGAAAUUCUGACCACUCUUGUGGUCCAUGAAUGCCGUGUAUCAAACUCUCCGUUCCUUGCGCAAGAGAGAUCUGCUGUUUUUCGGCAACAGGGCAACCUCUACGGCCACGGGCGAUGCUCUUUGUUGUCGAAAGCGCACGCCUGCACUCACACUGCAAACCCUGCCGUCAUGGGCGAUGUCUUCAGGAGACGGCUGCAUACAUGUAUAGGUCCACGAAAUCUCCCGGUCGGUGAGUCUCGGGCCAUGAACCUGUCGGUUCACCGCCCUUUGGAUUCCAGCAAUGCGUCUCAGCUAGGUUCGGUGGUAGAUUCCCCACCUUUGAUCACAUCUCGAAAGAAGAUCACUGCCUUCCGAUCUCAGGAUCAUCGAUGGUUGCCGUGUAAGCUGGGGACUUGUGGCUUGACUGCUCUGUGGAUGACUUUUAGCAUUCAGCACAUCGGAAUCUCCUUUCUGCUUUGGUGGCCGAGCCAUGGUGAUCUUAGAACGGAGCAUGACUUUCACACCGGCAAAGCCACGAAGAAAAGCAGACCAGGAAACCUGUUGUUCUCAGCCACGCAUUCUGGUCUUCUGGCGAACAUCUGCCAGAUCGUCCACCAAUUGCUCUACUGUCAAGGGCUGGCAGUUCUAAUCGCCAACGCUUGCCUUUGCGAAUCGAUCAUUUGGGCUCCAAUACGCGGCCUUUCGCAUGAAGACGACUCACAUGCGUAUUUUGUCGCCAGAUGUAGUCACCCUUGUCCACGGAUUCGCGUGCUCACUUGGCUUGUUCUUAUGAAUCAAUAUCGGGCAAUUCCCGGCCUAGAAAGCCUCCCGAGAAAGACAUUUCCAUUCGAUGGCAACUCCCAAACCAUAGCAGUCUGCAGCCAAUUGUUUCCCAUUCGAUGCGAGGCUCUCAAACUUUGGAACUGUAAGCGGCAGAAUGACGAUAGCAUUGCCGUCUUUUCGGUCAUUCCUAGCAAUCGUGGGGGGUUUGAGGCGCAGUUUGUACUGAUUUCCCUUUACUUUCGAAGCAAAAGCAACUAG